Cynocephalus volans (Philippine flying lemur) is the source of this 4620-nucleotide messenger RNA. RefSeq names its product nudix hydrolase 21 (gene NUDT21). The record is from RefSeq and is a predicted model, not a curated record. NCBI's taxonomy places the organism in Eukaryota, Metazoa, Chordata, Mammalia, Dermoptera, Cynocephalidae. The transcript is spliced from 7 exons. The coding region runs from base 133 to 816 and encodes 227 amino acids. Gene Ontology annotation, cellular component: mRNA cleavage factor complex. Gene Ontology annotation, molecular function: mRNA 3'-UTR AU-rich region binding.
ACCUCUUCUUGUUCUCUUCUGUUAAUGGCGGGCGGCGGCUGCUGAGCGGGACGCUGAUAACCGCUGCCCAUACAGGGAGAGUGUCCCCUGCCUUCCCUUUUCUUUUCGCCGCUAGUACCGGAGGUUACCAGUAUGUCUGUGGUACCGCCCAAUCGCUCUCAGACCGGCUGGCCCCGAGGGGUCAACCAGUUCGGUAACAAGUACAUCCAGCAGACCAAGCCCCUCACCUUGGAGCGCACCAUCAAUCUAUACCCUCUUACCAAUUAUACUUUUGGUACAAAGGAGCCUCUCUAUGAGAAGGACAGCUCUGUUGCAGCCAGAUUUCAGCGCAUGAGGGAGGAGUUUGAUAAAAUUGGAAUGAGGAGGACUGUAGAAGGGGUUCUGAUUGUACAUGAGCACCGGCUACCCCAUGUGUUACUGCUGCAGCUGGGAACAACUUUCUUCAAAUUACCUGGUGGUGAACUUAACCCAGGAGAAGAUGAAGUCGAAGGACUAAAACGCUUAAUGACAGAGAUACUGGGCCGUCAAGAUGGAGUCCUGCAAGACUGGGUCAUUGAUGACUGCAUUGGUAACUGGUGGAGACCAAAUUUUGAACCUCCCCAGUAUCCAUAUAUUCCUGCACAUAUUACAAAACCUAAGGAACAUAAGAAAUUGUUUCUGGUUCAACUUCAAGAGAAAGCCUUGUUUGCAGUCCCUAAAAAUUACAAGCUGGUAGCUGCACCAUUGUUUGAAUUGUAUGACAAUGCACCAGGAUACGGACCCAUCAUUUCUAGUCUCCCUCAGUUGUUGAGCAGGUUCAAUUUUAUAUACAACUGAAUUCCUAUGCAAUGGAGAAGUAAAAGAAGCCGUCUCUGUGAGCACAGUUAUCCACAGUAUAGAAGAAUAAAUGUGGUAGAAAAGUUUUUUGGUUUAAUCUCUUUCCCAAUCCCUAAAUUGCCACCUACUUUCUAUUGUUUGAAUAGUAAAGUUAAUAUGAAGAACAAGAUAGUGGUGUAAACAAAUGUGAUAACAUUUAUUUACUCUUCGUUCUACUACUUUUUGUACAACAUUAAAGAAAAUGGACUUCUAUUUGUAUUUUUUUUUUUUUUAAUUUCUCAUUAAACUUUUAAAAUUCUUAUAGGUGAGGAUUGUUUUUUUUCCUCCCUCUUGGGCUGGUGAAUGUUAAGACAAUGGCAGGUUUAAGUUAGUAAGGUUUAUGGAACCCUUUCUCCAAAACCAUUCUUGGGAACAUACUCCAAUACUGUGUAUAGAUCUUUGUGAUGAGGAUCUUUCAUUUCUUUUGGAACUAUAUUUGUGUGAUUGAGUUCAAGGUGUAACUCCUGUACCAAAUUUUACACUCUAAUGAGUUAUAUGAGGGUACUUCAGAAAGUUCAAGGACAGGUUUGUAUUAUCUUUUUAUUUUUCCUUGAACUAUUUGAAGUACCCUUGUAUUAUAGAGAACUUCCAGUAUAUUAACUGACCAGUACAUUUUAUAACCAUCCAGGCCUUAGUUCACAAGCAACAGAACUUAAACAUCUGGGAAACUAUUCAAAUUGGCGAGGUCAGCAAAGUCAAGGGAGUUGGUGUAAAAAGAGAAAAUUGAGAGCACAUUUAGAGUUUUUUUCUUCACAUAAUGGGGAUAUUAAUUAUUUGUGUUGUGACUUAGAGCCAUGGUAUAAAUAGUGAUCUGUGCGGGAAAUUUUUAAAAGUGGCUGGAUUAGGUUUUGUACUCUUAGAUUGCAAAAUUAUUUUAAUUAUCUUGAAGUUAUAUGCACAUAGAUGUAUAUUUGGUUUUAACAAGUGACAAAGCUUUUCAAAAAUAUUUUGGAAUAAUCUGAAUCAACUGAAAUCUAGAAACAGGGUAGGGGAUGAAUUUGCCAGCCUAAGAGAAAACUUCCCAAUUUAAAAAAACUUUUUAAAACACUGCCAAAUUAGGAUCAAAUUUGGGGAAAUAAAAAGAAAUUUAGGGCAUACACGUUUGCUUAAUGGUCAAAGUAUAUUGUGUAUGCCUUACUACAGACUUGUUGAAUGUGGGCUUAAUGUAAAAGAAAUCUUGCAAGAUGUAGCUACUUAAAGAAAAAAGAUUGGAGUAGUAAAAUUUUUCAUAGAUAAACAGAAAUGAACUUUUGAUUAAUUGUCACAUUUUUAUGGUACCAAUCACAGCACUAGUCUCUGUAAUAUUGAGUGAUAUCAAAGGUAUGUUAUAUAUUCUUCUCUAUUUGAACUUGAGAAAAUCAGGCCAGGAGUGGCUGAGCAAUUAUAUUUAUAAACAUUCAAUUUUAUUUAGUUGAGGUCAUGUCAAACCUUCAUGUAGUUGUGAAGUAGUGACUAUAACAGUACCUAUGCUUAGUAGCAGAUGAGCACCAGCCUCCAUGACCAACAACGACCAGUGAUUUCAUUUGAAAAAGCCACUAGUUCUGUAAAUAAUCCUCUUCCCUCAAGAGCUAACAGUUCUGCCCCUUUGGUUUACGUGAGCAUAUUUCUAAUUUAGUAUGGUUCUACUGGUAAACUCACUGAUUAGCUGAGUCCUUCAGUUUAUCCUUCAGAUUAGGGAUCAAGUCCUUCAGAUUACAGAAGGCAGAGAUAGAGACACGUUGAUCCAGCUCACCUUCCAUGAUUGCUUCUGGCAUCUGAGUGAAAAGCUAUGGCAACCACAUUUCAAAUGUUAGCUCUUGCAAUUUGGGGAGGGUGGAAAGAGGUGGACUUUUUUUGGUGUGAUUUAUAAAGUGCUGUCAGUAAGGAGUGUUUGAGUUGAAGAGUCAUUCAGGUCACUUUUGUCCUUUGUAACUUAAUCUUUGACCUAAAAAUUCUUUCUGUGUCCUUUUUUCCCAAUGUAAGUGCUUAAGUCAGUCAUACUAUGGCCUUGGUGAGUAAAACGUUUGAUUCAGGUUGGUUGGGUUACUAACAUUGGGAUGUAAGAAAUCUGGUUUGAAUGUAAAAAUUUAUAUAACACACAAGCAAAUUUUUUGGGUUUUUUUUGGCAGCUGGCCUGUAUGGGGAUCCAAACCCUUGAUGUUGGUGUUAUAACACCACACUAACCAAAUGAGCUAACCAGCCGGCCCUCAAACAAGUUUUAAAAACUUAUUGGUUUGAUCAGUUACGGGUGGAUCCUAGUAUUCUGUUUUAGGUUUCCUGGUGGAAAUAGUAGAACUAGGGGUAUUCAAAUCUGGUAUGUUCUUAGAGUAUUAGAAGAAGGUACAAGGACACUUCAACACUAAGCUCUUUUGAUAUGUAAGUUACUGAUCAUACUUCUUCAAGAACUAACAAUCUUAAAUAGUGCAUUCCAAUUAUCUACAUACUAAAUACUGAACAGUUUUAGCACAGCCUUUAUAACACCAAGGUCAUGAGUUCAGGUCCCUGUACUGGCCAGCUGCCUUUCCCCAACCUAUCCCCAAAUGAAUAGUUUUAAAAUGAGCUGUUGAUCAACAGACCUAUAUUUCUGAGUGCCUACUGUGUUCCAGGUUUGUCUACAGAUGAAAGCCCUCUUUUGCAUUAUGUAACUACAAUAUAUGCCAUCUUAUUUUCCCUGAGUAACCCAAGUAGUGCAUAUUUUAUAUAAAACUAAGUGGCACUGGAAAAUGUUUAAUAGAUUAGAGGAAAAAGCUAAAAAGUUUUACCCAAUUGUUUGAAAUCAUAUUUAGGAUUGACAUCCCUUUAGAGAAAAGUGGAAUUUUCUUUUUUCCCCCUAAGUGAUGAAGACCUUUGUGAUUUUUAAAAAAUAGAGAACUAUCAUAAUGCCAUUUUAUCUAUGUGAAAUUGUACUGUUAAUAGCAUAAUUCUUAUCAUUGUGUUACCUUGUAAUUAGCAUUCAGUUAUUAUUUUGGAUAUUUAAGUGUUCCAUUAAGUUAGCAUUGUUUUUGGACAAAAUGUGGCCAAAUUAGAAAGUCUAUUUUCUUUCAUGUUUAAUUAGAACUGAGAGGUAGCCGUCCUUCCAAUUCAUCAGUCUAUCAAAAAGUCAGCUUAAAAUUCCCAUAAAUGAUGUGAUUUUAUGCUUCAGCUUUUUAAUGACUAUUUUUUUUAGAGUACCUGCUCAGUCACUUGAGAUAAAAUGCUUGGAGUAGCUCUUCCAUAUUUGAGUUCCACAAACUUAACGUUUUUACAAGUGUUUGGAACAGUAUGUGCUAACAGUAAGAUUGCGUCAGAGUUUGCAAUUUUGUAUGUUGUAUUGCCGAAGAAGGCUUAGUGUUUUUUGACUGAUUAAUACAAGUCAGCUUCUGUAGCAUAAGAUUUGAUUUUCUCAUACUUAUCCCUGUUGUUUUACAUCACUUACUUGAGUUAAAUUGGACUCAUUUCAAGUAGUUUGCCCUUGUUUAAAUAUGUGAUGAGAAACAAUACUAUAAGUUGACUUGAACCAUAAACACAUUUUAAUAUUAGCUUGUAUUAUGUUUAUUAAGCUUGUUUUUGUGAAAAAACUUAACUGAAACCUAGAUAAGUCUAGAUUAAGCCAGUUUAGGUGUGUUUUGUAUUUUAGUGAUGGAUUGUAUCUUAAAAAUAGAGAUAAGUUGGGAAAAUAUAAUGAGUAUGCUGUUCUGUUAAGGGAAAGAUCAAUGUAUUUAAAAACUUAAACUUUUGGUUACAGUGUUCACAUAGUGUAUGAGCAUCAUUUAUAAUUUGGCUUUGAGAACUUUGGUAUUGUUUGUA